Messenger RNA from Patella vulgata (common limpet), 3409 nucleotides. RefSeq names its product sodium-coupled monocarboxylate transporter 1. Gene Ontology annotation, cellular component: membrane. Gene Ontology annotation, biological process: sodium ion transport; transmembrane transport. The record is from RefSeq and is a predicted model, not a curated record. Gene Ontology annotation, molecular function: symporter activity. The transcript is spliced from 14 exons. Lineage: Eukaryota; Metazoa; Mollusca; Gastropoda; Patellidae. The coding region runs from base 1062 to 2882 and encodes 606 amino acids.
UAGUUGUACAUUUACUAUAGAGAGUGUACCACACUCUAAGUCGAUUUCACCAUUUUUACUGUCCACAGCAACACACGACCGUACACUUUCACGGUUUGUCAAAAAAGGUGAAGCAAACUUUAUACGGAUGUCGGAACUCAUUAUUGAUGUGUUGUUUUAUCAUAUAAGCACUGUUGAAUCAACAGGGAUUGUUUAGCUGCAUUCAUAGAAAAAGUUGUUUUUUUUCUAAAAAAGAGGAAAUAGAAAGUACGCGUCAUUCAUGCGUGUUUAAUGAAUUUAAUAGCUACGCAUUUGUUUCCAGAUUAAUCAAUUAAUUAUAGAAGGUUGAUGACGUCAUUGUGUGUGAUCGGAUAACAACUAUAUUAAAUAAUUCAGCGUAGUGAAUUCUAUUGACAAUCUUUCUCAAUUUUUUUUGCGAUUUAACACUGGAUAUUUUGUGUGGGAGUUUUUGUACCGAUAAAAAAAAAGUUAUGAAAGACGGAGUUAGUGCACUUGUUUGCAUAAUUUUGCAGACUAAACCAUUUUUUGUUUAAUAUCGUGACCACGCUAUACAGCCGAAAAGUUUAUAUAUGUUUUAUAAUUGGUUUUGAAUUUUAUUUAGAAAAGAAAACCCACGAAGACCCACGUUUGUUGGAUGGUGCAUGGAUAUGUUUAAACGGGGUCGUCCUAUUGUCUAAGAUUUAUACAUGUAAACUGGUAUGUAAGGAGUGAUUUUAGUGUUCUUUCGUUAUGGAUACUUAAUUGUUUAGGAAUUCAAAUUGUUUUUUGCAACUUAACUGUAUCCCCAGUGCGAGUACGGAAAGGCAACAACCGACAAGUCAAUGACAAUAUUCACCUUUUUAUGUCAAUGAUGUGAAAUCACGUGAAUGAAGGAGUGGUCAUAACAAUAAUGUCAACAAAACAAUAUUUGAUAUAAUUUCAUGGAAUUCAUACAGACAAUAAUUGCAUCAUAGAUAUAUCUAUUCCAGAACUGCUAGUUAAUCUCGAUCUUUUUAUAAACGAAUUUCAGUCGCACAAACAUCGACUUUAAAGUGAUAGCGGAUUUUCGGAAAUUUGAAAAAAUGGCGACUGUUAACAGAUUCGGUUGGCCGGAUUAUGUAGUGUUGGCAUCAGUGCCUGUAAUCUCUCUAAUGAUUGGCUUAUACCAGGGACUUCGCCGAAGAAAGCAGACGACAGAAGACUAUUUGAUGGGAGGAAGGGACAUGUCGUUUUUACCGGUGGCCUUUUCAGUUCUGGCAAGCUUCCUCUCCGCCAUUUCUGUUCUUGGAGCACCUGUUGAGAUUUAUGUUUUUGGUGCCUCGUUUUGGGUGAAUGCUCUAUCAUAUUUUAUAUCGGUACCUAUUACAGCUCACGUCUUUAUUCCUUUGUUUUUUAAAUUAAAAAUUACCAGUGCUUAUGAGUAUUUAGAACUAAGAUUUAAUAGAGUUAUACGACUUUUGGGUUGUUUUGUCUUCACCAUUCAGAUGGUGUUUUAUAUGGCUGUAGUGUUUUAUGCCCCAGCCCUCGCUUUUAGUCAUGUAAGUGGUCUAUCUUUAUGGGUAUCUGUAUUAGCAGUUGGCGCUGCCUGUACCAUAUAUACCUCUAUUGGUGGAUUACGGGCCGUUAUAUGGACAGAUUUCUUCCAAGUAUUGGUUGUUAUAUCAGGUUUAUUAGCCUUGGUUAUCAAGGGUACCAUGGAUGUAGGAGGACUUGGAACAGUGUGGGAAAAGGCGCGGGAAGGUGGGCGCCUCAAUAUGUUCAGUUUUGAUCCGGAUCCAAGACAUCGUCAUACUGUAUGGAGUUUAAUCAUUGGUGGAGCAGUUACAACACUCAGUGUUUAUGCUGUCAAUCAAGCCAUGGUACAAAGAUAUUUAUGCGUGAAAAAUCAGAGAACUGCACAAGCGACAAUUUAUUUUAAUCUACCAGGGAAUAUCAUCACCACUACCAUACUAACAUUAUUAGGUUUGGUGGCCUAUGCUAAAUAUAAAGAUUGUGAUCCAUUAUAUAGUGGUAAAAUUACACAGUUAGAUCAGCUAGUACCAUUCAUGGUUUUAGAAACCUUAGGUGUUCUACCAGGUCUAGCUGGACUGUUUGUGGCUUGUGUUUUUAGUGCUGCUCUAAGUACUGUAUCGUCAGGCGUGAAUGCCCUAGCUCUAGUAUAUCUAGAGGAUGUAGUAAAACCAAUAUAUAAGAUGAAGAAAGGAAACCAGAUGGCAGAUGGCUUAGCUAGUUUUGUAUCUAAAGGUUUGGCUUUGUUCUUUGGUGCUUUGACCAUAGGUCUAGCGUUUUUAUCCAGUCUUAUGGGAAGAACUAUUUUACAUAUAACACUUAGCUCCUUCGGAAUGACUGGAGGACCUUUAUUAGCAUUGUUUAUAUUAGCAAUGUUCUUUCCUACAGUUAAUUCAUGGGGAGUAGGCGUUGGCUUAAUCUCAAGUUUAGUAUUUAGUUUUUGGUUAGGAAUUGGAACCAUUAUCAGCCGUCCGCCAUUACCCAUUCUUUCUCUUAAAACUAGUGAAUGCCCUAUAACACAAACUGUAAUUAAUAACAUCACACAAUCUGUAGAACCAUUUGUGACGUCAACUAUUAUGUAUGACGUAGACAAUAAUAUGACGUCAUAUUCAACAGGUGCGCUGGAGGCGUCGACGGCAGCUUAUGUUUCUAGAUACAGAUAUACUGGUUUAGAGAUAUAUCGUGUAUCAUAUAUGUGGUAUAGUAGUAUAGCAGUUAUAGUUGGUAUUUCUGUAGCUUUGAUGGUUAGUUGUGUAUCAGGAGGUCAGAAAAAUCCCAUUAAUCCAGCGUUAAUUAUACCGGUAUGGCGGAAUAUCCAGUCUUUAUUUGGAAAGAAGUCAAAAUCAUUGGAAAUCACUAAACACGAGCGGUUACAAUUAAAAGAGUCUACAUAACAAUACAAGUCUUAUGUUGGUUUGCGGAAAAGUAAUUUGUGUUUUGGCAUCGUUUGUAAUUAAUUCAAUGGUGUAUUGUGGACGAAGAUAUUGCGAUCCGGACCACGUAGCUAAAUGGACAUAUUGAAAGUGUUAUACGAUGAUCAUUCAUUGCCCGGAUAUAAAGAUACACCAUUCUGCGCACAGAGAACAAUCUAAUUUGAAUGGCCGCCAUAUUUAAAAAUUAGUAUUCACUAUUGUGAAAUGCGGUUCUAAUCCGUUCUACAUCUGUCAUACAAACAAAGACUAAAUAAACAUUCUCAAUAUUCUCGCAGCAUAGUUAGUGUUUUCGACUAAAAUCGCUGAUUUAGGAAUUAAAAUGUCGGCCAACCAGUUACGUGUCUGUCAUCAAGCUGCACUAAUUGUAGACAAGCAGCGUAACCUUCGUAUGAUCAUUGAAAUGUGAUUUUUAUUAUUAAAAAAGACAAUGUAUUUAAAUAAUCGAUCAAAUUUGUAUGUAAUCAAUGAUAAUCAAUGCCUGUAAAUGA